AUGGUAUUCUGUGGACGGCCUUCUAAAGGAUGUCAUGCAUGCCGAGCCAAGAAAACAAAAUGUGAUACAAUACCCACCGGGUGCACUCAAUGCUCCAAUGCCGGACGACCAUGUCCUGGGUACCGAUCUCAAAUCGACGUGAUAUUCCGCGAAGAAACAAAAAGCGUCAUCAAAAAAGCAAAAGUCAAACAUGAAAAAGCCAAGCAAAAGACCGUAGGAUCUAUCUCUCCCAACUCCACACCUCCUAACUCAAACAUAUCCUCGCCAUCUUCAAGCCAAGAAAGCUCUAGCUCUCCACGCAAUGUAGUUGUAAGAACUCUGCAACCUAGCCAGAUUAUCUCGAUAAAUUAUUUCAACAUAACACCAUCGAUUGAAGAUAAAGCUACGGCAUUCUUCCUAUCAAAUUAUGUGAUAGGUGAUCAUGGUCCUACUCGAGGACAUCUGGAACUUCUUUCCGAUUUGUACGAAUCCAAUAGCAUAGAUGAUAAUCUCGUCGCAGCAGUCCAUGCAGUUGGUUUAGCAGGUUAUUCACAUUCAGCGAAAGCUCCUCAGCUUAUGAAUCAAGCACGCGCCCAAUACGCCAAAUCAUUACAACUCACCAACUUAGCUCUUCAAUCCCCGACCGCCGUCAAGAAAGAUAGUACUUUAUUAGCGAUCCUGAUCCUUGGCAUCUUCGAAACUAUCACAGGACGUAAUCAAAAAUCCAUGAAAGCAUGGGCAGAACAUAUCCACGGUGCCGCUGCGGUUAUCAAACUCCGAGGCCGGGAAGCUAUCAAAUCCAAAGGGGGAAUCCAUUUGCUAGCUCAGGUAACUUCAAGCCUCUUAACAUCCUGUCUGCAAAGAGAUAUCCCAAUCCCGAAAUACAUAACCGAAAUGACUGCACUCGCCGAAAAAACAAUGACAAAUAUCGAUCCAGCAUGGAUAGCCCAAAAAACCAUGAUCGACUACGCCUCAUUCAACGCUCGAUAUCACGCGGAAAAUAACCCCGAUCCUCGUGACCUCCUCAACGAAGCCCAAGCCCUCGAAGAACGCUUCCUCUUCUUCUACACCAACGUCCCCAGAGGAUGGGAAUACACAAUCAUCCAGACGAACGAAGAUCCAGAUAUCGUAUUUGAAGGCUACUACCACAUAUACCACGACCACUGGGACAGCACAAAUGUGGAACGCAAUCGCAGGUCUGCGAAUUAUGCUCAACGAAACAAUCCGAGACAUCUUACUACAAGAUUUCGCAUCUGCCACUCCUUGCCUGCAAGGACAGAAUAUUUAUCUCUAUUCCAGAAAUGUACCACGACGAUAUACACACUGCAUUCAAACAUCCUAGCUAGUAUACCCCAACACAUAGGCUACCACACUCCAAACCUACAUGCAAACCUAAUAAAUCCCCCUUCAAACCCAAACCCAAAUCCCACCACAGAACCCCCCCAACUCUGGACCAACUUCCCCUCUACAUCUCCCCCCUCACCCAGCACUCCCCAAAGUGAAAGCGAUAAAUUCCCCAAACUCCGUUUCUCCGGUGGAUAUUUUCUCAUCUGGCCAUUAUUUAUCGUAGGGAAUUCGCGCCUGACCACUACAGAAGCGCGUGCAUUUUGCGUGAGGAAUUUAAGGGAUAUUGGGUUGCGAAUGGGCAUUCAGCAUGCGUAUUUGUUGGCGGGAAUUAUAGAGGGGAGGGUUGCUGUUACGGUGUGGUAG
Molecule: messenger RNA, 1689 nt
Organism: Sclerotinia sclerotiorum 1980 UF-70
Lineage: Eukaryota; Fungi; Ascomycota; Leotiomycetes; Helotiales; Sclerotiniaceae
Exons: 2
Coding region: 1-1689 (562 amino acids)
Biological process (GO): regulation of DNA-templated transcription
Molecular function (GO): zinc ion binding; DNA-binding transcription factor activity, RNA polymerase II-specific
Source: RefSeq, a predicted model, not a curated record